GGGCAGAAGCCAUAAGGCUGCCUGCCACCAGAAUCGAAGAAAGGAAGGAAAGAGAAGCAGACCUGUCUAUGCAUUGGACUGUGAUUUUACUUACCCGCCAGUCUUCAUUGUUUUAAUUAUAAUCGAAAUGGAUUCCUACGUAAUGCAGAUUCGACGACUGUGGCUUAACCAGGAUGGGGAAGCGUUGGCGGAUCUUCUGUCAUUGAGACAUGGCCAUGUCAUGAUUCCUCAAAUUGGAUCUGAAAUUGCAAUAAACAAAGCUAUAGAGCAUUUAUCCGCACCUUUGGAUGACUUGGUACUUUACCACUUAAAAGCUGUAUUCGCAAUGAAUAAGAAUGAUCCGUUCGCAUUGUACAACCAACAAAGCUCAGCUGUGCAAUGCCUUGCAAAGAUUCUGCAAAUGCAAAAAGAAGAAAAUUGGAUGUUGCCAGUAAUGAAUGUAAUGUGCCUGGAACUGAGAUUAUCUGCGAUAGGUGCAGAAAAUUCCAAGAACAAUAAGAACCUGAAGCAUGGUGAAGUACUUGAGAAAUGUGCUGAAUGCUUAAUGGCUUGCUUUCGGGUUUGCGCGGCUGAUAGUAGAAGUUCAGAAGAAGAUACGAAACGAUGGGGGAUGUUAUCUUUAAUCAAUCAGUUGUUAAAAGUAUAUUUUAGAAUUAACAAAUUGCAUCUAUGUAAACCUUUGAUAAGAGCCAUAGAAUCUUCUUCCUUCAAGGACCACUUUGCAUUGGCGCAUCAGAUUACAUAUAAAUUUUUCGUCGGCCGCAAAGCAAUGUUCGACAGUGAUUACAAAGUUGCCAAUAAGUAUUUGACUUACGCGUUUGAGCAUUGUCACGUAAUGAGCUCGAAAAAUAAAAGACUGAUUCUGACUUAUCUUGUGCCAGUCAAGAUGUUACUGGGAUACAUGCCGAAGCAGAAUGUCCUACAGAAGUACAAUUUGAUGGAAUUUUGGGAAUUGAUGGAGUCCGUAAAAAAAGGAGAUUUACGUUCCCUAGAAAAAGUGAUGGCGAAACACGAGGCAUUCUUCAUCGGCGCCGGCAUAUAUUUGAUUGUUGAGAAACUCAAAUUGAUUGCCUACAGAAAUUUAUUCAAGAAAGUAUACCUAGUACUGAAUACGCAUCAGAUACCAGUGCAGAGUUUGCUCGUGGCAUUACAGAUGUACGGAAUGGAAGAUAUAGAUAUGGAUGAGACCGAAUGCCUUCUCGCAAAUCUGAUUUACGAGGGUAAAAUUAAAGGCUACAUAUCGUUUCAGCACAAGAAGUUAGUUAUAUCCAAGCAAAACCCUUUUCCACUGCUAUCUACAAUACCGUAAUUGUAAUAUCGCGACCGAUGUAUUAUUAUACUUUUAAUAAAUUUAUUGCUAUUUUUA
Molecule: messenger RNA, 1366 nt
Organism: Dinoponera quadriceps
Lineage: Eukaryota; Metazoa; Arthropoda; Insecta; Hymenoptera; Formicidae
Gene: PCID2
Product: PCI domain-containing protein 2
Exons: 5
Coding region: 128-1309 (393 amino acids)
Biological process (GO): transcription elongation by RNA polymerase II; post-transcriptional tethering of RNA polymerase II gene DNA at nuclear periphery; poly(A)+ mRNA export from nucleus
Cellular component (GO): transcription export complex 2
Molecular function (GO): RNA binding; double-stranded DNA binding
Source: RefSeq, a predicted model, not a curated record